GCAACAGUCCGUCAGCAUACUACUGCGGUGCAAGCCCCCGGGCCAGUCAUCGCCGUUCCUUUCUCAGGCAGAAGGCGAGUUUAAUUGUAAUUUUAGCCUACAGCCCCUCGUCUACGUUCCCCCCCUCCUCCACCGUCCAAGCUUCGAGCCAUGACAACAGCAAUCCAUUAAUACCAUGGCGAAUGCCCCAGCGUUCAUGGACGGCCUUUACCUAAGAUUGAUUGACACGCCAGGGACUGGCCCAUCGCGGUUUAGCCCCGGGCCUGGCCAGCCAAUCACAAACUGCAAGGGACAAGCGCGCGGGUAGCCGCUUUUGCUGCGCUUAGUCAGCCGUAGCCGCGAUGAAGUCAAGCCGAAAAGGACAUCAGAUAUCGGCGGGUCGCCUCAGUGUCGCUCCCUCAUCCCAUCUCGCAUCUCCCCAUCCCGACCGGUGAGAACCAUGGCGUCUGCAAGCAAUGGAGCUACCCCGCUGCCGGAGGAGGUGAGCAAGCCUCCGGAGGGCGUUGUGUUGCCACCUAAGGAUAUUCGAGCUAUCGUCGAGAAGACAGCCGGCUAUGUCGCUCGAAAUGGUGUGGUCUUUGAAGAUCGCGUUCGCGAAAAGGAACGGAACAACCCCAAAUUCUCCUUCCUCAACCCCGGUGACGCAUACGCACCCUUCUACCAAUGGCGUCUCGUCGAGAUCAAGGAAGGGAGAGGGACUGCGGUUUCUGCUGGCCGACCAGGCGAACCAACCCCCGCUGCUGAACCCGAGAAACCCAAGGGCCCCGAAGAACCGCCGGAGUUUCACUUCUCUGCGCGGAUGCCCAUAAUCAAUGCGCAAGAUUUGGAAGUCGUCAAGCUUACUGCUCUAUUUGUCGCUAAGCGCGGAAAGUCGUUCAUGACCUCGCUUGCUCAACGAGAAACUAGGAACUUCCAGUUCGACUUCCUGCGCCCGCAACACAGUCUCUAUUCAUUCUUCACCCGACUCGUCGACCAAUAUACCAUCCUCCUACGCUCCGAAGGAAUCGACGCCGCCACGACAGAAAAGAAGCGUCUCACAGACCUUGCGCACAACGUCCAAAACAAAUUCCAUGUCCUUGACCGCGCCAAACAACGCGCAGAAUGGGUGAAAUACCAGCAGCAACAGAAGGAAAAGAAGGAAGAAGAGGAAGAGCAAGAACGCAUCGCCUACGCGCAGAUUGAUUGGCAUGACUUCGUCGUCGUCGAGACCGUCUGCUUCACCGAAGCUGACGAUCAAGUCGAUCUCCCUCCCCCGACCUCCCUCAACGACCUUCAAUCCGCCUCCCUCGAACAAAAAGCCAUGAUGUCCCUCAACCCCCUCCGCAUCGAAGAAGCCAUGCCCACCGAAGAGGAAUACCCUACAUACUACAACGCCUACCCCCAACAACCCGAACCCGUACCCGUCGUCCAGCCCGCCGGCCCCGUCUAUCCCCCCCAAGGGCUCCCCCCUCAACCCAUGCCCGUUGCCCCUGCCAUGUCUCAAGCCGCCCAGGAGGAAGAACAAUGGAUCCAGGAACGGAUGCAAGCUCGCGAACAAGCCGCCGCCGCCCAAGCAGCCGCCAAAUCCGCCCCGGGGCAGCAACAACAACCAAUGCGCAUCCGCUCCGACUACGUGCCACGCGCGCAAGCCCGUCGUCUGCACCCUACUGGUGCCACGGCACUUUGCCCCAACUGCCACCAGCAGGUACCCGUUGGCGAACUCGAACAGCACAUGCGUAUUGAACUGCUCGACCCUCGCUGGAAGGAGCAGCGCGCCAAGGCGGAAUCCCGCAGCGCAACGACCAACCUCUCCACCGUUGACGUGGUCAACAACCUCAAGCGACUGGCCAGUCAACGGAGCGACGUGUUCGACUCGACCGUCAUUCCUGGCGGCGCAGACCCAGAAGAAGAAGCCCGACGGAAGAAGAUGGCCUUCGAAGGCGCCCCUGGUUCAGGCCCCGUGCCGCCGGUGGUUGGACCUGCCGGUGGGCCGCCCAAUCCUCAGAGUAUGAAUAUCGAAGAGCAGAUUCGACGGAUUCACGAGCGGCAGGCGAUGACGAGGAAAUAAAUUAAGUUGCAUGGUUUUCUUUGCUUUCUCCAUCGGGCAUACUGGGAAUUAGGACCGUGUUUUAUCGGAGGCGUUUUCUAUGUCGGAGUAAAUAAACCUUAUUGAUAGGUCUUCUUUGAGGUGAGACAGAUACUGUUAAUCUCAUUUGUAAAAUCUUGAU
Molecule: messenger RNA, 2207 nt
Organism: Aspergillus sclerotioniger CBS 115572
Lineage: Eukaryota; Fungi; Ascomycota; Eurotiomycetes; Eurotiales; Aspergillaceae
Product: putative pre-mRNA splicing factor
Exons: 3
Coding region: 440-2047 (535 amino acids)
Biological process (GO): regulation of alternative mRNA splicing, via spliceosome; mRNA cis splicing, via spliceosome
Cellular component (GO): U2 snRNP; U2-type prespliceosome; catalytic step 2 spliceosome
Molecular function (GO): RNA binding
Source: RefSeq, a predicted model, not a curated record